Moneuplotes crassus is the source of this 1555-nucleotide messenger RNA. NCBI's taxonomy places the organism in Eukaryota, Ciliophora, Spirotrichea, Euplotida, Euplotidae. The record is from the annotation of a GenBank genome assembly.
UGAAUUUUAAAGAGUCAAAUUGGAAAAUGAGUGUAAAGAGUACUCCAAAAGCGGAUAAAGCUUCAGCUGGAGAUCAAAAUGGUGAUUCCUCAAUCACCUCUCCUCCUCGGGCUAACCACUCUGCUGAAAUCAGCGAGCUUAAAAGAAUAGUUAAGGAAUUGCAGAAAAGACAGGAUGAAGAAGUCUCUCUGCUUAAGAAGAAUCUUGAACAAGCCAAUGAUAGCCUUGAAAAAUCCAAUUCAGAAUUAGAGAAAAUACGUCAGGUUAAUACUACUUGAGAAGAUACCAAGUAUGAAGAAACUAAAAGUGAAAAGCACCAAAGCUCUCAAAACUCCCUUUGAGAGGAUAGCGAAGAAGAGGUCGAAACUAGCCUAGAUAACCAGUCUAUAGAUGAAGAACAAUGUACUGAAGAGGCAGAGUUUUCAAGGAAAUGGUUUGAGGUUAUGACAAAUGUACUCCCUCAACUUCCUCUUGUAAAUAAUACCACGCCAAAUAUUACUUUUAAAGAAUAUAUCAAGGACAAUUCUACCUUUGUCAGUGUAGCUCAGACUGCUUUUGACAUUGUUUACAAAUACACUGAGUCGGUAGUAGAAGAUAAGAUGAAAGACCUUCUUUCAGUACUUGGAAUCAAGAAAGAAUCUGAGACCUAUAACCACCUUCUCACUACACUAGAUCCAUUCUGGAGGCAGAAUUCUCAAUGUGUGUUUGACUGGAAAUACCAUAAGCUAAGCCUCCUUAGAUGGUACAUCCAUGAUUUCCAAAUUGCUUGUGAACGAAAUUUAAAAAUUAAAGUCAAAUUGAUUGAAGAAGAACAGUUUGCUAAUCUCAUCAGAAAAUUAUUUGAUCUGGCUGUAUCCAUGUGACUUCAUAAUCCAAAGAUCACUAUCAUAUUGGAUAGGUCUCUUUUUUCUAAGGAACCAACAGAUAGUUUAAAAUGUUUAAGAUUCAAAGAAAGAAAAUAUCACUCCCUUGAUGGAACACAGGAAAAGAAAUGCAUAGUUGUUAUGCCAGUUCCAUGAUAUGGAACGAAACCUCUUAAGUCUAUGAAGCCUUGCGUCAUAACCUAUGUCAAGCAAACCGUAGAAAAACAGAAUUUUAGAGAGUUAAGAGCUCUAUAUCCUAGUACCGAAGUAAUUCACAAUGUGAGAUCUCAAAUGCCUCAGAACACAAUUGAGACAGAGAUUUUUCCGACUCUAAAUCAAGAUUUUGGCAUCCCGAAAGGAUUUAAAACACCUGUAGAUGAGAAGCAGAAGGCUUCUCCAGUUUAUGGGUAUUUUCCUCAGGAGCCAUCUAAGCUUGAAAUAAAGGAGAAUAUUCCUUACAACAAUGUUUUACGUAACAGCUAUAUUCAUGAUUCAUCAGUAAAACGUUUAAGUACUGAGCAAAGAUCACAUUCAGAUAUUGGAGGCACCAAGAGCAGAAGUAGCAGCCUGAGAAGACCGUACUCAGGGAAUUAUAAAUACCAAGGAUACCCAAGCCCAAGUGAAAAGAGUUAUGGAGAUCAGAAGUUGAAAAGGAGGAAAUUAUUUUCUUAUUUGGAUAUAUAAUUCAAUUA